Messenger RNA from Penicillium samsonianum, 804 nucleotides. RefSeq lists its product as uncharacterized. The record is from RefSeq and is a predicted model, not a curated record. The coding region runs from base 1 to 804 and encodes 267 amino acids. Gene Ontology annotation, molecular function: protein kinase activity; ATP binding. Gene Ontology annotation, biological process: protein phosphorylation. NCBI's taxonomy places the organism in Eukaryota, Fungi, Ascomycota, Eurotiomycetes, Eurotiales, Aspergillaceae. The transcript has a single exon.
AUGUACGUUCUCGAAUAUUCCGAAGAUUUUGGUCCCGCAGAUGACUUCGCAUUCCAAAAGACCAUCAUAGUCUACGAAAUGUCCGGCUCAAUCUACAGAGCAUACUCUCGAAAGCGAUAUGCAUCAAAAGAAGAGAUCCAAUUUGGCGACAUGUUCAGCACCAACAAAAUCCAAGGGGCUCUCAUUUUCCCGGAAUUCUCGGACAAAUUCACAAAAGCAGAAAGGCCAUCGGAUUGUUCAACUUGGUAUCUGAAGAAGCCAAGCCUUUCACCCUACAGCCCCCAAUACCCAGCCUUGAUCAGAGAAACCUGGGUCGAAGAAUUGAAAACCUGCGAACUGCUGAAGAAAAACCCGCACCCGAAUAUCGCUCAAUACCACGGCUGCGCCGUUGUCGACGACGGCUCAAUCAGAGGCAUCUAUUUCACAAAGUACGAUGAAACACUUAUGUCCAGAGUAAACUCCACCAGAUGCAAUAAGAUAGACUUUGCACACGAGAGGGGCGAGGCUGACCGAGACGAGGUCGACCGUUGGGUGGAGGGAAUUGCUCGGGGCCUGAAACAUCUGCAUGGGUUGGGGAUCGUCCACAAUGACAUCAACCCGUGCAACAUCAUGUUUCAAGGUGACACCCCUGUUAUUAUCGAUUUUGACUCCGCUCGGCCUCAUGGUCAUGAUUUAAGCCUGGUUAAACGCACGCAUGGGUGGCAUGAUGAGAAGACUAAGGUGGCUUUGCCGAUGAAUGAUGUCGCUGCACUACUGGAAAUACAGUUGUGGCUUUUGGGGGAGGUUGACCAAUUUCAAUUUUGA